Molecule: messenger RNA, 943 nt
Organism: Papilio xuthus (Asian swallowtail)
Lineage: Eukaryota; Metazoa; Arthropoda; Insecta; Lepidoptera; Papilionidae
Gene: Theg
Product: Testicular haploid expressed gene
Exons: 4
Coding region: 163-822 (219 amino acids)
Source: RefSeq, a predicted model, not a curated record
GAUUUCAAAAACGUCAAACGUCAUUCCGCGUCAUACCACGAUCAACUAGAAAUCCAUGUAAAAAAAAUUCAAACCAUGACCUAAUAAUAAUACCCUCAAAUAUCACAAGAACCAUGUGAUUUCAUACAGUAGUACCAAAACUCUCAGGAUAGCUAGCUCACAAUGCUUAAGCCAAAGUACGAUCCGCCGACUCCGACGUUCCCAUACAAAAUCAGAAGACGGUACAACAUGCUCAGUGUGCCGAGGAAAUACUUCACGGACACGGGCGAGGGAAUGCCGGCCUACACGCCGCGAGGCAUCCGGAAGUCCGCUCUUAAUGCGCACAUAUCUGACAGGGUACACGACGCCGCUUGGCCAUAUUUACGUCGCAUGCUACUAACAAAGCGUGCGUACAAGAGUCGUUUCAGCGUGGAACGUCUGGAGCGCUUGGAUCGUAUGAUUGAAGCCGCGAAUGCGACUUGCUAUUCGAAACUCGCGAAUUGCGUCAUUGAUUUGAAGAAACAAGACACUAAAGAGGUUAAGAAGAAGAAAGGUUGGACUGAAAGCGAAUGGAAGAAACAUAUGGAUUAUAUCGGACAGAUCGCUGGUCCAAAGAGAGACUUUAGACCACCACCUAUAGUGCGAGGACCGUUCAAGCCGCUAGAAGCGCUGCUGCCGCGUAUCAAACUGAUGACCGCGGUGCCCAAAUUCAAGAUCUACAGAAGAUUGUCGCAAGAUUCCAACUACAGAGACCCUAUUAAGGUCCCUCCAGCCGCUCUAAAAUACGUGCUAACAGAUAGAACAAAGAAGCUAGCUACCCCGAGAGUUAUCCCGCAGUUCUAGAUUUACGUCUAAAGUCAAAACUAAUCGAAUUAAAAAAAAACAUCAUAAAAAAACUACUGUCAGAAACAUCACAAAAGCAAUAGUCAAAUAGUUCAUAGACAAUAAAACAAUCAUAGACAUA